AUGUUGACCAUAAUAAGUGUUGACCAUGAUAAUGGUCAUCAUGAUUAUGUUAACCAUGAGAAUGUUGACCAUGAUAAUGUUGACCAUGAGAAUAUUGACCAUUAUUAUGUAAACAAUGAGAAUGUUGACCACGAUAAUGUUGAUCAUGAGAAUGUUACCGAUGAUAAUGUUGACCCUGAUAAUGUUGACCAUGAUAAUGUUGACCAUAAGAAUGUUGACCAUAAUAAUGUUGACCAUGAUAAUGUUGACAAUGAUAAUGUUGACAAUGAAAAUGUUGACCAUGAAAGUGUUGACCAUGAUAAUGUUGACAAUGAAAAUGUUGACCAUGAAAGUGUUGACCAUGAUAAUGUUGACCAUGAUAAUGUUGACAAUGAAAAUGUUGACCAUGAAAGUGUUGACCAUGAUAAUGUUGACCAUGAUAAUGUUGACAAUGAUAAUGUUGACAAUGAAAAUGUUGACCAUGAAAGUGUUGACCAUGAUAAUGUUGACCAUGAUAAUGUUGACAAUGAUAAUGUUGAUCAUGAAAGUGUUGACCAUAGUAAUGUUGACCAUGAGAAUGUUAACAAUAUUUAUGUUGACCAUGAGAAUGUUAACCAUGAGAAAGUUGACCAUGAGAAUGUUGACCAUGAAAAUGUUGGCCAUGAUAAUGUUAACCAUGAGAAUGUUGACAAUGAGAAAGUUGACCAUGAGAAUGUUGACCAUGAAAAUGUUGGCCAUGAUAAUGUUGACUAUGAGAAUGUUGACCAUGAUAAUAAUGAUGACCAAAGUAUUGUUGACCAAAGUAUUGUUGACCAUGAGAAGGGUAACCAUAGUAAUGUUGACCGUGAUAAUGUUGACCAUGAGAAUGUUGACAAUGAUAAUGUUGACCAUGAAAAUGUUGACCAGGAUAAUGUUGAACAUGAGAAUGUUGACCAUGAUAAUCUUGACUAUGAUAAUAUUGACCAUAGUAAUGUUGACCCUGAUAAUGUUGACCAUGAUUAUAUUAACAAUGAGAAUGUUGAGCAUGAUAAUGUUGACCAUGAUUAUGUUAAUGAGAAUGUUGACCCUGAUAAUGUUGACUAUGAUUAUGUUAACCAUGAGAAGGUUGACCAUGAGAAUGUUGGCCAUGAUUAUGUUAACCAUGCGAGUGUUACAAAUGUUGACCAUAAAAAUGUUGACCAUGAUUAUGUUAACAAUGCAAAAGUUAACCAUGAGAAUGUUGUCCAUGAUAAUGUUGACCAUGAUUAUGCUAACGAUGAUAAUGUUGACCAUGAUAAUGUUAACCAUAGUAAUGUUGACCAUAGUAAUGAUGAUCAUGAUAAUGUUGACCAUGAUAAUGUUAUCCAUUUUAAUGUUGACCAUAGUAAUGUUGACCAUGAUAAUAUUGACCACGAUAAUGUUAACCAUACGAAUGCUAACCAUGAGAAUGUUGACCAUGAUAAUGUUGACCAUGAUUAUGUUAACAAUGAGAAUGUUAACUACAGUAAUGUUGACCAUGAUAAUGGUGACCAUGAGAAUGUUGACCAUGAAAAUGUUGAUCAUGAGAAUGUUGACUAUGAGAAUGCUGACCAUGAGAAUGUUAUCCAUAGUAAUGUUGACCUUGAUAAUGUUGACCAUGAGAAUGUUUACCAUAGUAAGGUUGACCAUGAGAAUGUUAACCAUAGUAAUAUUAACCAUACUAAUGUUCACCAUGAUAAUGUUGACCAUGAGAAUGUUGACCAUGAGAAUGUUAACCAUGAGAAUGUUGGCCAUGAUAAUGUUGACCAUGAGAAUGUUGACCAUGAGAAUGUUGGCCGUGAUAACGUUGACCAUAAUAAUGUUUACCAUGAUAAUGUUCACGAUAGUAAUGUUGACUAUGAUAAUGUUGACCAUGGUCGGUUCCCACAGACCAUGUAUGUAGACCAAGCUGAUGCAGACCAUCCUACAGUAGACCAUCCUUCAGUAGACCAUCCUACAGUACACCAUCCUACAGUAGACCAUCCUACAGUAGACUAUCCAACAGUAGACCAUCCUACAGUAGACCAUCCUACAGUAGACCAUCCUAUAGUAGACCAUCCUACAGUAGACCAUCCUACAGUAGACCAUCCUACAGUAGACCAUCCAACAGUAGACCAUCCUACAGUAGACCAUCCUACAAUAGACCAUCCUUCAGUAGACCAUCCUACAGUAGACCAUCCUACAGUAGACCAUCCUACAGUAGACCAUCCUACAGUAGACCAUCCAACAGUAGACCAUCCUACAGUAGACCAUCCUACAAUAGACCAUCCUUCAGUAGACCAUCCUACAGUAGACCAUCCUUCAGUAGACCAUCCUACAGUACACCAUCCUACAGUAGACCAUCCUACAGUAGACUAUCCAACAGUAGACCAUCCUACAGUACACCAUCCUUCAGUAGACCAUCCUACAGUAGACCAAGCUGGAGUAGACCAUCCUACAGUAGACCAUCCUUCAGUAGACCAUCCUACAGUAGACCUUCCUACAGUAGACCAUCCUACAGUAGACCAUCCUUCAGUAGACCAUCCUACAUUACACCAUCCUUUAGUAGACCAUCCUACAGUAUACCAUCCGCUAGUAGACCAUCCUACAGUAGACCAUCCUACAGUACACCAUCCUACAGUAGACCAUCCUUCAGUAGACAAUCCUACAGUAGACCAUCCAACAGUAAACCAUCUUACAGUAGACCAUCCAACAGUAGACCAUCCUUCAGUAGACCAUCCUACAGUAGACCAUCCUACAGUACCCCAUCCUACAGAACACUAUCCUACAGUAGGCCAUCCUUCAGUAGACCAUCCUACAGUAGACUAUCCAACAGUAGACCAUCCUACAGUACACCAUCCUACAGUAGACCAUCCUACAGUAGAUCAUCCUACAGUACACCAUCCUACAGUAGACCAUCCUUCAGUAGACCAUCCUACAGUAGACUAUCCAACAGUAGACCAUCCUACAGUACACCAUCCUACAGUAUAUCAUCCUACAGUAGAUCAUCCUACAGUACACCAUCCUACAGUAGACCAUCCUACUGUAGACCAAGCUGGAGUAGACCAUCCUACAGUAGACCAUCCUUCAGUAGACCAUCCUUCAGUAGACCAUCGUACAGUAGACCAUCCUACUGUAGACCAAGGUGGUGUAGACCAUCCUACAGUAGAUCAUCCUUCAGUAGAUCAUCCUACAGUAGACCAUCUUACAGUAGACCAUACAACAGUAGACCAUCCUACAGAACACCAUCCUACAGUAGACCAAGCUGGUGUAGACCAUCCUACAGUAGACCAUCCUACAGUAGACCAAGCUGGAGUAGACCAUCCUACGGUAGACCAAGCUGGUGCAGACCAUCCUACAGUAGACCAUCCUACAGUAUACCAUCCUACAGUAGACCAUCCUACAGUAGACCAUCCUACAGUAGACCAUCCUACAGUAGACUUUCCUAUAGUAGAUCAUCCUACAGAACACCAUCCUACAGUAGACCAAUCUGGUGUAGACCAGAUGUAUGGGGGCCACAUGUCCACAUGUAUGAGGCCACAUGUCCACAUGUAUGGGGCCACAUGUCCACAUGUGAGCCACAAGACCCCGGGAAGGGAGGUGGUCGCAAUCACAGGUGGCCGCAGUGUGCAGGUGUCUCUCCAGUACAUUGUUGUUACUGGAACAUGUGUUGCUGCUGGCAGCCACACACCUGUGGAAGAGACAGCUGUGGAAGAGACAGCUGUGGAAGACACACCUGUGGAAGAGACAGCUGUGGAAGAGACAGGUGUGGACGAAAGCGCCAAGCCGCUGCAACAUGCAACCAAUAAGAGAGACUGCACAAAGCUGCACACAUCUCCCACUCCCCUGGAGCUGAUCCACAGUUCUUCAUGA
Molecule: messenger RNA, 3828 nt
Organism: Procambarus clarkii (red swamp crayfish)
Lineage: Eukaryota; Metazoa; Arthropoda; Malacostraca; Decapoda; Cambaridae
Source: RefSeq, a predicted model, not a curated record